AUGCACAGGCACCCACCAUCAUCGCCUCUGUUUAAUCGAUGUCCUCAAAUCAACAUUCAGGCCGCCUGUCUCGCUACCCGGCUGCGACCUACACCCAACCCGCUGGCGCGCCACUGCCAAAAGCAGCUGGAGGCCUACCCCGACUGGCGAUCGCUCUACGCCGACCCGCGGCUGCCGUUCCACCUCGACUUGGGCUGCGGCAAGGGCCACCUCGUCUACCACCUCGCCUGCGAGCACCCGGAGAUGAACUUCCUCGGUCUGGAGCUGCAGGAGGAGCGCGUCAAGCCCUUCCCCGCGCUGCCCAACCUCGCCUACGUGUGCUGCAACGUCAACGUGAGCCUGGAGCCGUUGCUCAAGUCCUAUGCGAGCCACGCCGUGGCGACCGCGACCGCGAUGACGGUGAAGCGCGUAUCGAUCCUCUACCCCGACCCCUGGUUCAAGAAGCGGCACGCCAAGCGACGCAUGGUGACGCCCGAGCUAGUGCGCACCAUCCACGGCUUCCUCGACGACGGCCCCGACAGCGAGGUCUACCUGGAGACGGACUUUGGGGAGGGCUUCUUCGAGGCCAAGGACAUCUUCCUCCGGGAUAGCUUCGUGCUCGAGACCGACGAGAAGCACUUCCCGCCCUGUCGCUUUGGCAUGAGCGAGUUUGCGAUGUGGGUUCGGGAGGAUCCCUCCAUCCGGAUCUUCACGGCCACCUUCCGAAAGGUGCCUCGCAACGCUACGCAGUGCGAGGAGGCAACCACACCACCACCCCACCCCAACUCGGUUCCACCAGCCUGA
Acanthamoeba castellanii str. Neff is the source of this 783-nucleotide messenger RNA. RefSeq names its product methyltransferase. Gene Ontology annotation, biological process: RNA (guanine-N7)-methylation; tRNA methylation. The transcript is spliced from 5 exons. The record is from RefSeq and is a predicted model, not a curated record. Bases 1 to 783 code for a protein of 260 amino acids. Lineage: Eukaryota; Discosea; Longamoebia; Acanthamoebidae. Gene Ontology annotation, molecular function: tRNA (guanine(46)-N7)-methyltransferase activity. Gene Ontology annotation, cellular component: tRNA methyltransferase complex.